Molecule: messenger RNA, 1254 nt
Organism: Zymoseptoria tritici IPO323
Lineage: Eukaryota; Fungi; Ascomycota; Dothideomycetes; Mycosphaerellales; Mycosphaerellaceae
Exons: 1
Coding region: 1-1254 (417 amino acids)
Biological process (GO): amino sugar metabolic process; peptidoglycan turnover
Molecular function (GO): ATP binding; phosphotransferase activity, alcohol group as acceptor
Source: RefSeq, a predicted model, not a curated record
AUGGAUGGCAUUGAUUGUGCACUCUGUCGAUUCCGGCAAUCAUCCCCAGGAGCUCCCAUGGACUUCGAGCUGCUGAAAUACGACGAAGUGCCUCUUGAGCAGACGAUCAAGAAGCGUGUGAUGAAAAUGAUUCUCAAGAACAGCACGACACCCGAGGAGCUUUCAGAGGUCAACGUUCUGCUCGGAGAGACUUUCGCAUCGGCGGUUCAUGAAUUCGCGGCCAAGCACAACGUAUCGAUUGCCAGCAUCGACGCCAUCGGAUCACACGGACAGACAAUCUGGCUACUCAGCAUGCCAGAGGAAGGCCAAACUCAAUCUGCAUUGACCAUGGCCGAGGGAACAUUCAUCGCUAGUCGAACUGGUAUCACAACCGUCACAGACUUCCGAGUAUCUGAUCAAGCUGCUGGGCGGCAGGGAGCUCCACUGAUUGGUUUCUUCGACUCUCUUGUGCUUCACCAUCCAACCAAACUUCGCGCUUGCCAGAAUAUUGGAGGUAUCGCAAAUGUAUGCUUCAUUCCGCCCGAUAAGGACGGCAAGUUGAACCAGGAGUACUUCGACUUCGACACGGGUCCAGGAAACGUCUUCAUCGACGCUGUCGUGAGACAUUUCACCAACGGAGAGCGAGAGUACGACAAGGACGGAGCCAUGGGCCGAGCUGGAACAGUGGACCAACAGCUUGUCGACGAGUUCCUGACGCGACAUCCCUACUUCUCGAAAGCGCCGCCGAAAACCACUGGCCGAGAGGUAUUCCGAGACACAAUCGCUCACGAUCUGAUUGAACGAGGGCUGAAGAAGGGCCUCUCCGAAAACGACAUCGUGGCCACAGUAACCAGAAUCACAGCUGCUGCUAUCGUCGACCACUACCACCGCUACAUGCCAACACAAUACGGUCCUCUCGCGGAGAUCUUCAUGUGUGGCGGCGGAGCCAAGAACCCCAAUAUCGUUGAUUAUAUGCAGAAAGCAUUCCCAGAGACGAGGAUCGUUAUGCUCGACGAGGCCGGUAUUCCAGCUGAUGCGAAGGAGGCCAUCACUUUUGCGUGGCAAGGAAUGGAGGCAGUUGUUGGUCGAAGUAUUCCUGUGCCGGACAAGGUCGCGACUCGGGAGUCGUAUGUGCUGGGCAAGGUCAAUCCCGGGAAAAACUAUCGCGAAGUCAUGCGAAAAGGCAUUCAAUUCGGUGGCAAGGCCAAUUCGCUUGAGCCUGUCUCGGAGAUGGUCAAUUAUGUGGAUGGCAAAGUGUUUGAUAACAAGUGGUAG